Mugil cephalus (flathead mullet) is the source of this 3593-nucleotide messenger RNA. It is a transcript of the gene dhx58, whose product is annotated as DEXH (Asp-Glu-X-His) box polypeptide 58. Gene Ontology annotation, biological process: response to virus; positive regulation of interferon-beta production; innate immune response. Gene Ontology annotation, molecular function: hydrolase activity; ATP binding; double-stranded RNA binding. The coding region runs from base 1074 to 3119 and encodes 681 amino acids. The record is from RefSeq and is a predicted model, not a curated record. Gene Ontology annotation, cellular component: cytoplasm. The transcript has 12 exons. Lineage: Eukaryota; Metazoa; Chordata; Actinopteri; Mugiliformes; Mugilidae.
UGCCAGACACCACAGGACACAGAUUCUUAACUGCCUCUGUACCAGGUUCACACCUCUACACUAGCCCUUUACAUUCACCAGUUACAUUAGAAAUCUUCAUCAGGGGCUUCAAGCCUCGUGAACCUCGUGAUCUUGUUUUUCUGUAUCAUCUAGUUACGCCUCUGUACUGCCUUUCUGGCCAUCCUGGUUUACUUCUUAAUCCUCUUUUAAGUUUAUUAAAAAAAAAAAAAAAGUUUAUGAUGAACACUGAAUUUUUCCAAGUGCAAUAAAUGUAACUAUCUUUAACAUAAUAUGUGCCUUUACACUACAUCACACGUGCCCUUGUGAGGUAUACAUGAGACAUACUUCAUUCUGUGUUUUUUCACAGUACUACAUCAACAUAUUUCUGGUUAAUGCUCAUGAUGUCAUAAAACACAUUAUAAUCAUAUCCUUGCAUUGCGUUUCGUUUUUCUUCUUAGCACAUCACAGGCUUUAAAAUUAUACCACAGCACAAGAGAGACCUUUAUUCACGAUAUCAGGUAGAUUGUCAUAAUGUUGAUACCUGAUCGGUGUGUGUGUGUUCAUGCCAUUGAUGUCUUUUUUUAAUCUUACAAUAGUCCUGGAAAACAGUGACUUGCAACGGAGGUCAUAACAUGCAGUAACAGGCUGCUUAGUUUCGCUUUCCUGACGUAAUGAGGAAGAGAAGGCACCUUAAGAACACAUGUACUCAAUAACUCAAAACGUUUUAGAUGCAAGUGGAGCAAAAAAAGAAAAGAGACAACCAUAAGAUAUACACAUGUAUGCAUAUGUACAUUUUAUAUAUAAAAUGAUUAUAACAAAAAAGCAAAACCAUCUGAGUGACAUCAGUGUAGCUCGGGUUUCAUCUGUCGCUGCAUAACGAAGUGCAGCGGUCGUUCCUCCAGAGACUCCUUCACUAGGGCCGCCAUUGUGAGUCAAACAGCCUAGGGUUUCAUUUUCCAGUUUUCUCGUCACACAGCUGACCGUAACAGGUUUUAAAAGCCCACAGCCUGCAGCAGGCAGUCAGUGGGGAGAAGAAGAAGUUGAAAACGCCACACACUGGAGGAAAUAUCAGGAUGGCGGAUAUUGAACUGUACUCAUACCAGGAAGAAGUGGUCGAAAGGGCUCUUACAGGAGAAAACAUCAUUAUUUGGCUGCCGACAGGAGGUGGAAAGACCCGAGCUGCUGUGUAUGUAGCCAAAAAACACCUGGAGACCAAGGCAAAUGCUAAGGUGGUAGUACUUGUAAACAAGGUUCACCUUGUUGACCAGCAUUACAAAAAGGAGUUUGGUCCUCACCUGGGUGAUCGCAACAGAAUUUCACCUGUCAGCGGAGAAAGUAAUGAGAAGGAUUUCUUUGGGUUAGUGAUGCAGAACUCAGAUGUGGUCAUCUGCACAGCACAGAUCCUGUACAAUGCUCUGACUGACACGGAGGAAUCAAAACAUGCUGAGCUCUCAGACAUUACUCUACUGAUAAUCGACGAGUGUCAUCACACCCACAAGGAGUCGGUCUACAACAAAAUAAUGAGAGUCUAUGUGGAGAAGAAGUUGAAAAGAGAACGACCACUGCCACAGAUCCUGGGUCUCACUGCUUCACCGGGGACAGGGGGGUCAAAGACACUGGACAAGGCUGUGGAGCAUGUACUACAGAUUUGCGCCAACUUGGACUCAGCCAUCGUUUCAGCUAAAACCUAUGAACCCGAACUGAAGCAGAAGGUACCAAGACCUGUCAAGAGAUUCGACAUUGUGGAGAAAAGACCUAAGGAUCCAUUUGGUGAUCAUCUGAAGUGGAUGAUGAAGCUGAUCCAAGAGUACAUGAACCUCCCUCCAGACGUUAAACUCAGGGAGUGUGGCACCCAGGAAUAUGAGGCAGAUGUGGUGAUUCUAGAGAGGCGAGGGGUAGGAGAGGACAACAGGCUGCUAGCGCAGUGUGCACUCCACCUCAGACAGUACAAUGACGCCUUGCUCAUCAAUGACACCUUGCGAAUGAUGGAUGCUUACCGCACCCUAGAACAAUUCUACAUCACAAAGAAUGCCACGGCCAUCGAUGGAACUGACUACUUCUUGUUGGGGCUUUUUGAAGAAAAUCAAGUAGAGUUGAUGAAUCUUGCUUCAAACUCUGACUUUGAGAACCCAAACAUGGCCCAACUCGAGAGCACUCUGCUGAGACAGUUUGGUCCAGAUGUCCAAUCAAGAGGAAUCCUCUUCUCUAAAACCCGUAAAAGCACCCACUGCCUAAAAGAAUGGGUCUCAAGUAAUAGUGCCUUGAAGGCAGCUGGGAUCAGGGCAGCCAUCCUCACUGGGGCUGGCAAUGGCAUCACUUACAUGACACAGAACGAGCAGGCGGACACAAUCCGCAGAUUCCGCGAAGGUUCUCUCAACCUCCUGAUCUCCACCAGUGUUGCUGAAGAAGGCCUCGACAUUUCUGAAUGCAACCUCGUGGUACGCUAUGGACUCCUUACAAACGAGAUUGCUCAGCAGCAGGCCAGUGGGCGUGCCCGAGCAAGAGACAGCCAGUACUCAGUGGUCGCCCAGGCAGGGGGACGGGAAGUCCGCAGGGAGCUUAUCAAUGAACAUCUGGAGGAUCUCACAGGAAAAGCCAUUGCUCACAUUCAGAGGCUGAGUUCCCGAGACUUUUCUGUCAAGAUAACUGAGCUUCAAACACGGGCGGUCAUUUCCAGUAAAAUUGAAGAGAAGAAAAAGACAGAAAAGAAGAGCCGCUACCUUGCGUCCAAUAUCAAGCUCUUGUGUCGCAACUGUUUUAAGGUUGUGGCCACUGGCAGUGACAUCAAGCUAAUUGACAAUACGCACUACAUCAACGUCAAUCCUGAAUUUAAGAACCACUACAAAUUUGGUGAGCAGGUGGACAUUGGGAAGAGUUUUGAGGAUUGGGAGCCUGGGCGCAUAAUCAGCUGUAAUAACGGAAACUGCAACAAGAAUUGGGGAUACGAGGUGAAGUACAAGAAGGUUGCCAUACUCCCCAAUAUGGCCAUCAAAAACUUUGCUAUGGACACCCCUGACGGCAGGGUGACUGCCAAGAAGUGGAAGGACGUGUCUUUCACUGUUGAGGAGUUCAGCUUCGAAGAAUACUGCAAAGAAUUGUUGUCUGACAUGUUAGAUUAAAACACCAAUAACUGUGUGUGAGGGUGGUUGGGGGGGUUCUCCUCCACUUCAAAUCUAGUUUCUUUUAGAAAAUUUUGGCUUGGAAAAACAACAACAACAAAAAAAAACACUCCACACAUGCUCAGUCUUAUUCGUGCUGCCGGGCCAGUGAGGUAGCAGAGCAGUUAAAAACCACCAUGCACUGAUCAUGCUUGAAAUUAGCAUGACUGCUUUGUUUAUGCCCAGGGACCUGGCCUCUUUGUAUGUUGUCAUUUGUUGUUUCCUCAGCUUCCUCCCAAAGUCAAGCACAAAACACAUGAAAUGAACUGUAAACUGUAACCAUUACGAAUGUAAAACAUGAGUGUCAUCAAGAAAAAAAUAAUUCCUCAUGAAGCAAUAGUUUUAAUGUUUGUAUGGGUUAUAGUGUGAGGCUAUUGGGUAUAAGCUAAUAACAUGUAAAUAUUUUAAUAUUAAAUGAAAAUCAUGAAGAUCCUC